Camponotus floridanus (Florida carpenter ant) is the source of this 729-nucleotide messenger RNA. RefSeq lists its product as uncharacterized. Gene Ontology annotation, biological process: regulation of transcription by RNA polymerase II. The transcript is spliced from 5 exons. The coding region runs from base 1 to 729 and encodes 242 amino acids. Gene Ontology annotation, cellular component: transcription regulator complex; nucleus. Lineage: Eukaryota; Metazoa; Arthropoda; Insecta; Hymenoptera; Formicidae. The record is from RefSeq and is a predicted model, not a curated record.
AUGUCUAGUAACAAAAAUUUAAUAGAUACCGUAGAGUGUUACAAUGAAGAGACCGGGAUGUUUUAUCCUACUAAUCAAAAAGAAGAAUAUUUGGCAAAAAUAAUAUAUAAUGACAAAGAACAACUCGUAUUAUUACAAACUGAGUCAAAGAGCUUAUCAUUUGAAAAAAAAGAAACACGAAUAGACAAGGCAGUGGAAGCUAAAUCCAGUCUACACAUAGAUGAAUGCUAUAUUGUUAACGAUGAUUCACAAAACUCAAUAUCGUGUUCGACAACAUUGGACAAAAAUACAUUAGAAGAAAUGUUGAUUGAAGAAAUCAGAAAGAGACCUCCUUUGUAUGAUUAUACAUUGCCUUUGUCUGCUCAUGGUAGACACAAACUUGCAGAAUUAUGGAAAGAAAUUUCUAAUGCUCUUAAUGGUCAUAUCAGUUCUGAGGACGCUAAAAAAAGAUGGAAAACACUUAAAGACACGUUUAGUAAAGCAGUGGCUGAAGGAAAGAAACCCAGUACAUCAGCAAGAUCGAAUUCACAAAAACUUUGGAAACAUUUUGAAGCGAUGUCCUUUUUACGUUCGGUGUCUACAAAUAGAAAAUGCUUCAAGAGGCGUUUAAGGAAGACUGCAUUUCAAGGUCACAGUCCGGGAGGUGGCACAAGGCGUUCAAGGAGGGCCGGAAGGAGAUCGCCUUGUGCCACCUCCCGGACUGUGACCUUGAAAUGCAGUUUUCCUUAA